Molecule: messenger RNA, 2452 nt
Organism: Linum tenue
Lineage: Eukaryota; Viridiplantae; Streptophyta; Magnoliopsida; Malpighiales; Linaceae
Source: the annotation of a GenBank genome assembly
ACAAAAUUGGUCACGAAAUAGCAGCCAUCCAUCCCCCUUUCUUUCUCUCACUUGAUGCGAUUCGAUUCCACAGCUAAUCAGACUUUUACAGACACCACCCAGGAAAACAACUUUCCCCUUUAUCCUCCAUCCAUCCUCAAAUCAACCCAAUAAUUCAUUCAUCUCUACCACCGCCUUCCUUCUUCAGUUCUUCUUCUUCAUCUUCUUUCUGCUCCUUCACAUGGAUGAGUGAGUGGAUGGCUAAAGGUAAUGGCGAGGUGAUCAGCAGCACAACAUAGAGGCAGACGAAGAAAAAAUCUGGCUUGGUUUGCCUUUGCUACUAGCUAGCUCCAUCAUAAACGAAAAUGGAGCCCUCCACCUCCAAGUCACUCCGCUUCCUAGUCCAUCAGUCUUUCUUCUCCGCAGUGCGGUCAAACGACCUCCACGCUCUCCAACAGAUUGUCGACAAGCUUCAAAAGGAUCAUCCCUCCUCCGAUGCCUCCUUCACUGAUCUCAUGUCCCUGCAGAACGAUGCCGGAGACACGGCCCUGCACAUAGCCGCCGCUAACGAUUUCCAGGACCUUUUCUCCCAUCUCCUCAAAUUCUGCCACGAUGAUGGAGCUCCUCUCAAGAUCAGGUCCAAGUCUGGCAUGGAUGUCUUCCAUCUCGCUGCUAAGAAGGGCCACUUAGGUAUUGUGCAGCAAGUUUUGGGGAUAUGGCCGGAGCUCUGCAGGUUAUGUGAUUCAUCCAACACUAGCCCACUCUACUCUGCUGCUGUUCAAGACCACUUGGAUGUGGUGACUGCCAUCUUGGAUGCGGAUGGCAGCAGCAUCAGGAUGGUGAGGAAGAAUGGCAAGACCGCUCUGCACAAUGCUGCUCGCUACGGCCUCCUCGACAUGGCCCAACUGCUCAUGGAGAGGGAUCCGGGAAUCGUCUCCAUCAAAGACAAGAAAGGACAGACUGCCCUCCACAUGGCCGUCAAAGGCCAGUCUUCUUCCGUGGUCGAGGAGAUUCUGCGCACUGAUAUCUCGGUGCUCAAUGAGCGUGACAAGAAGGGUAACACUGCCAUUCACAUAGCUACCAGGAAAUCUCGCCCACAGAUAGUGAGCCUUCUAGUAAGCUACACUUCAAUGGAAGUCAACUGCAUCAACAAUCAGCGGGAGACCGCAAUGGAUUUAGCAGACAAACUCCAAUACGGGGAAGCAGCACUUGAAAUCAAAGAAGCUCUCACAGAAGCAGGAGCCAAACAUGCACGAUUCGUGGGGAAAGCAGAUGAAGCAAUGGAACUCAAGAGAACAGUGAGCGACAUCAAGCACGAAGUCCACUCACAACUCAUCCAGAACGAGAAAACCAACAGACGGGUUUCGGGCAUCGCCAAAGAGCUGAAGAAGCUCCACAGAGAAGCCGUCCAGAACACGACCAACUCAGUGACCGUGGUGGCAGUGCUUUUCGCUUCCAUUGCCUUCCUGGCCAUCUUCAACUUGCCCGGCCAGUACAUUGCAGAAGGGCCUGAUGCGGGCAAGGCAAACGUGGCCGACAACAUUGGUUUCAGAGUGUUCUGCCUUCUCAAUGCGACUUCUCUCUUCAUAUCUCUGGCGGUCGUCGUGGUUCAGAUCACGUUGGUCGCCUGGGACACGAGGGCCCAGAAACAGGUGGUGUCGGUGGUGAACAAGCUGAUGUGGGCGGCUUGUGCGUGCACUUGUGGGGCGUUUCUUGCCGUGGCGUUUGUGGUUGUGGGGAGAGGGAGCUCGUGGAUGGCCAUAGCUAUCACGUUAACGGGAGCCCCGAUUCUUAUUGGGACGCUGGCGUGUCUGUGUUACUUUGUUUUCAGGCAACAUUGUGGGUCGUUCAAGGACUCGCAGAGGCGGAUAAAGCGGGCCAGUGGAAGCAAGUCAUUCUCCUGGUCGGUCUACUCAGCGAAUAUGUCGGACGUUGAUGACUACGACUCUGAUAUGGAGAAGAUAUAUGCUCUGUGAAGGUGCCAAGGAGGCUAAUAGAGUUUGUGGAGGCAGUAGAAGAAGUAGGGAAGAAUGUGAAUAUGUACAUGAGCCUUUUGAUUUUUGGUCGUGUCGGGUAUUAUGGUGCUUUUUCUGUACAAGUGAGUGUUUAGUUUUGUUUCUUGUGGGUUCCAAACCAAAUAUGCAAAUAGAAAGAGCCUAAAAAUAAGCCAAGGGUAAAAAGUUUUAAGAUAGCCCUGCUUGCCAUGGAUUAGUCUGUUUGGUUUAGAGGUGUAAAUCUGACGAGUUCGAGUUGGAUUUAAUUGUGUUUCAGGUUAGCCAUGGGUUCAUCGAGUUAUGUAUCAAUCGGCUUGCGGAUUAAUAGGGUUACGAGUUAAUUGGGUUGUGGACCAAUCGAUUUGUAGGUCAAUCAAAGAGUUAAUUGGAUUGCGAGUCGAUCGGGUUAAUGGUUGCUUGGAUUAAUCCAUCAAUUUAGUAAAGUUAAUUUAAGAUAUACGAAACAAAUGUGCAAUUUA